AUGCGGCGCCGAACUUUGGAACUAUUCAUCGGAAGGAAAGUAAGAGAAUGCCAAAUGCUAAAAUCACAGUGGUAUGAAGAACAUAUGUACUCAGAAGAAUACUACGAUUGCCCAAAAACAACCCUUGCCCCUGUACCCAAAUUCAUUCUGCAUCCCAUUCUUAGAGUUGGUGAGAAAGAUUGUUAUGGGCGCCCUUCGCAGAAGAAUAAUCAUCGCAUAUUUGAAACGAUGCUUCGAGACUUCUUCACACGCACCGGUUUUUACAACCAUACAGUCCAUCUCUUCGCCUUGAAAUGCUUUUACUCAGGAGGUAUAACCUCUAGUCUAUCUAUACUUCUGUAUUAA
Auanema sp. JU1783 is the source of this 345-nucleotide messenger RNA. NCBI's taxonomy places the organism in Eukaryota, Metazoa, Nematoda, Chromadorea, Rhabditida, Rhabditidae. The record is from the annotation of a GenBank genome assembly.